CUAAUUCUGCAUUCCAGAAAAUAGUCUUUGAUAUGGAUAUAUCAGGCCUUGUCCACACCAGCCCAGUUAAUUUUGCAACUGAGGUUUUGUUAAAUAAAAAAACACGUCCACACUAGGGGUGUAAUAAAAAUAACUCUGUACACAUGCAACCGUAAAUCCGCCACCAAGUGAUGCAGUAUACGUGUAAUACAUAUGCUCUUAGAUGUCGCUGUAGAUUUAGCAGCACAGUACUGUAAAAAUCAACAGUACAAUACUACAUUUCUUAAUUACAGUAAAAUACUGCAGUUUAUAUUGCAUUCUGGGUCAUUUUGAUUAAGCAGGAAUAUAUUACAGUAACUUUAGGCUUGCUGUAACCAUGCUGUAACCUGGCUGUAACAUGCCAUGGCAAUAAUACAGGAUUACUGUAAAAAGCGAAAGUGCGGCAACCGACGUCACGUGACAUAACACGGAGCACAGUGACAGCCCAUGAUCACACCGGCAGAUCCUGGAGGAGGAAGAGAAGCACUACACGGCGGAUUGCUGAAAGUUCUAUACUGGUACAUGUCUUCGCACCCUGAGGAGGUGUUCCUGUGGUUUAUCAUGUUUCUUGUGUGAUCUGAGUUUCACCAUUGCAUUCCUGUUGUGAUCAUCCGUGAGUGGUGCGAUCCUCACUGGGUUCCCAGGCAGGAAGUCCAGUGCACCAAAGUCAUCCCUGUUUUUAGUGUUACAAUGCCUGAAGCAAUUGUGGACGCAAUCGCAGCAGCACUCCCAAGGCUGGAUGAGGAUCGGCUGACUUUACUGGUUGAGCGACUGCUUUUGGUUGUUGGAAUAGAAGAAAUUGCAGAUCUGAGUUAUGUGACGGAGGAUGACAUCCAGGACCUCCUGACGCCCCUACAGAGCCGCAAACUCAUAGAUGCCUUUCAGAGGAGAGUUUCUGCCCUGGAGCCACAGCCAAGCGUUCUCUCUCCAUCUCCAUCUCCACCCUCACCUCCUUCUCCUGUGCCACACCCUGCCCUGUGUCCACCUAACUGGAUCACCACUUUUCAAGUGCCUUGGGAGAAAAUGGCUCCUACUCUCCGACAGGCCAUUUCUAUGGAGCAGAGGGCAGCCCAGUCCGACAGAUUACAGAUGAUCAGAGUUAUUGUGGACGCAAUCCGGUUGCACUGCCCAAACCCCACCAGAGCCGAAUGUACUCAGAUAGCCAAAAAUGUUGUUGCUCAAUAUCCAAAAACUUUUGCUGAUGUCACAAAUGAGGGAGACCGCUUGGGUUCUGGUUACACUUCCCUCCUGAAUCAGAUCAAAACAAGAGUGGAACAUGUCAACAGGAACAAUACUCUCUCAAGAAUUCGAAGACCAAAGAGGACAAACGAGAAUGAUGGUGAUGCCUCCCAGUCCCAGCCCAAAAGUACCUGCAGUCAAGUGGACAGUUAUGGAUGCAUCAACUGGCAGCCUCAUAACCUGCCUGAAGGAGAGACAGUAGAUUCUCUGGAGGUCAAGAGGCAGAUGUUGGCCACACUGUACAGGAAGGAAGGACCCAGAGGGAAAGAGAAGGGGAUGGUUGAUGACCUCAUGCACGUAACAUACCUAAAGCAGCAGCAACUCAUCAACUCCAAUCCUCCUUUCAGAGUCAGUGAUAUUAUGCAAGAGUGGCCCUUUCUUUUCCAGAAAAGAUGGCUCUGUUCUCACUUUGAAAAGCUGGUUGGGAUUGACAUUCUCUCAAGAAUGACUGAGGCACUGCAGAAUAAAGGCAGGCGAGUCAUCAACUACUUCCAGCAUCAGAAGUUGAAGUGGAGAGGGGAGAUUCAGUUGCUGCUGACCGAGAUGGAGAACGACUCAAGGACACUAACAACAUCAAGAUUUGGUGGCGUCGUCAGUUGUCCUGCUCUUGAUGGCCUACUUCAGGAAGGUGCCGGACUCCCUGUUCAUGCUGGCCGAUGUCACUGCAACCCAGGCGGACAUCGAGACACAUCAGCCAGUCCCAGACACAGUGUAAGGCAGUGUCAUCAUGACGCUGGACAGGAGUGCCAAUUGUGUAGAUGCCUUGGCCGUGUUAUUUGCAUGCUACUAUGUGUUCAAUGUGGAGUACCAGGAGGCUGCUGCGUGUACUCUGGAGCUUGAUCAGAGGUUUCUGGUCAGGAUCAACCCAGAGGAUGGAAAGAAAUGCUCUGCCCGAGCAUGUUUUUGUUUAAGCUCUAUUCUGAUCAGUUUCUGCUCAACCAGUCCUGUCCUAGGGCAUUUUCAUGUGUUUUUUCUUGGUUGGCAUAAUCAAAAAAACUCCUGUGGUAUGUUUUUAAAAGUUCUUUGAAAAAAAGAAUUUUUGGAAUACUUUGAAAUGAAUUGUAAUUUGUAAAUAAGUUGGAGGAUAUAAACAUGCACUGUUUUCUCUUAAAAAUGUGCUGAAGAGUUGUGGAUUGAAUAAAACAAUAUUUAUAAGAA
Acanthopagrus latus (yellowfin seabream) is the source of this 2415-nucleotide messenger RNA. RefSeq lists its product as uncharacterized. Lineage: Eukaryota; Metazoa; Chordata; Actinopteri; Spariformes; Sparidae. Bases 709 to 2097 code for a protein of 462 amino acids. The transcript has 7 exons. The record is from RefSeq and is a predicted model, not a curated record.